Messenger RNA from Chondrus crispus (carragheen), 1592 nucleotides. RefSeq lists its product as hypothetical. The record is from RefSeq and is a predicted model, not a curated record. The coding region runs from base 1 to 1380 and encodes 459 amino acids. NCBI's taxonomy places the organism in Eukaryota, Rhodophyta, Florideophyceae, Gigartinales, Gigartinaceae. The transcript is spliced from 2 exons.
AUGUGCGGUCACUUUCUCGUCACAUUAAGGCAAGUUGUCACGGAGGCCGUCACAGAACAUGUAGUGAGGCGGAUUACGGUUGAAACAGAGCUCAAGUGGCAACACCAACCGCACAGACGGCAGAGCUUCACCGCGUCUAAACACAGUCUAAUCGGCUUCGUUAUCUUGUAUCUAAGAACUGAGCACCGACUACGAAGGGCAGCCACAAACCGUUAUAAUUUCAUGUUGAGCUCGUCGUUCGGCGAAAUGACAGCUUUCGUGAAUGCCAUUUCUCCCGUGCUCCCUUCAAAAUGCAGGCGUGUACUAGGUACCAAGCGUGGCAGGUCUCCCCGUGUCGUCGCUCGCUUUAACGCACGUCCUGUAACCAUGCUGGCGUCCUCCAAUUCCUCUGGAGGCGUUAACGAAGGCCCCGUGAAUUCCCGGAAAGAGAAAGCCGCUUCAUGGCAGGAGGAGUUAAAGAUGUUGUUAGAUCCUACCAUGCCGGUUGGAGUCAAGCAGGUGCUUGUCCAAGACUUGGCAAAACGGGCUCCAGAAGUGUUCAAUGAUGUUCUCUCGGGAAAGGGAUGCGCCGAUAUUGGACUACAAGGCGUGGCCGACGUCAUCAGACAGUUUCAAGAAGACUUGCUCCCAGACCUCGUUUCGAAUGGACCAAGAUACGUCGCCAAGGCUGCUGAGGACUUUCCGAAUGCCAUUUCCGGCAUGUCAUCCAGUUCAAGUGGCAUGCCCAGCAAAAUGCCGACGCCUGUCUCCCCAGAGGAGGUACAACGAGAGUUUCGCAACAUCUUUAAUAAGACCCCAGAGGGCUUGUUUACGCCAGAUUUCAAGGUUCUAGGCCAGUUUGAAGGGUAUGAGAUCCGUCAAUAUCCUACUUUGAUCAUUGCGGAAACGAAAAUGACAUCAGAGACGGCAUCAGCGUCAGGUGCGACUGAAGUAGAGAGCGCAUCGGCAAUGGGACAAAGUUUUAAUAACCUUGCGGGGUUCCUCUUCGGCAAGAAUGAGAGCAAGACAGCCAUGAAGAUGACGACGCCAGUUAUUCUGAGCAAAGGUGAACCGGAAGAAACGAUGAGCUUUAUCAUUGGCGAAUAUGAUAGCGUGGAGGCCGUGCCGAAAACUCUCGAUGAUACCGUCAAGUUGCGCGAGCAGGCCGGUCAAGUGCUUGCCGUGUCAGAAUUCACCGGGUUCGUUACUCAGGGGGAAGCAAAGAGACAGCGCAAGAAGCUGAUGGAUAAGCUCGCUCGUGAUAAUAUCGCCCUUGGACCCGAUGCAGAGUCAAGCUACAAAUGCAUGAUAUACAACGGUCCAUCGACCUUGCCGAAUUUGAGACGAAAUGAAAUCAUGCUGGAAGUUGUAUACUCAACUACAGAGGAGAAUGUAUCUUAAGGUGUUGUAAGGUGUUGUAAAGCUAUCUUUGCUGUACAUCAUGCUUGCAGUGGGUCAUUCGGCGUUGAGCAAUUGCCCGGUGGAGAGAUGCUCGCAAUCCAGCAAAUUGGAGAGCAGCUUUUAGGAAUGGUGUAGUACAUGUGUUCCUAGUGAAGCUUGUUGUUACUAUACAACACCGAAACCUUUUAAAUCCCUGGAACUAUAUUUGGUUA